AUGACUAAUCAAUAUUCUGAAUUAGUGGAGCAAUACGAACGUGAUGGGUAUGCGAUCAUACGAAAUGUCAUUGAUGCUCAAUUAGUCAAAGAAUGCCAACAGCAUGUCGAUUUCCUACAAAAGAAAUAUCCAACCAUUCCAGGCGAACAUCUACAUCAUCCAAUCAUGCGAAAUGAUCCAUUUUGGAUUCGACUCGUCAGUGAUCAACGCUUAUUAGAUUUAGCCGCUAUUUUUGGAAAACCUUUCAUUGAACCAGAUAAGGGAAUUGCUCUGUUCUCGUCGCACUACUUUUCCAAACCACCUAAAACAGGCAUGGCUGUUCUUUGGCAUCAAGACGGCGCAUAUUGGCCGUUGAAACCAAUGAAUGUCUUGACAAUGUGGUUAGCUGUCGAUCGAAGUGAUCGAGAAAACGGUUGUCUACGCGUGAUUCGUGGUAGUCAUAAGCAAGGACUGACUGACUUGAAAGAAGAUGUGUCGGUUACUAAUGUUCUGGGUAGUUAUACACAUCGUGAUGAGGAUAUUAAUCAAAACGAUGUUGUCGAUAUGAUUUUGGAACCCGGUGAUAUUAGUAUUCACCAUCCUAACAUCGUUCAUGGUUCUGACGCGAAUACAAGUGAUCGGAGACGAUGUGGAUUGACAAUUAGAUACAUGGCGCCUACGACUGAAUGUAUCGAUAAAACACAACCAGUGAUGAUGAUGAGUGGAGCGGCUGUACAAGGAAUCAAUCACUACCGAAGUUGGCCUAAAUAUCGUUCUGGUUAUGAUUUUUCAUUCAGUGGCUGUGAACAAUGGAAUGAAAAACGACGAAUUGUACCAGAAGAUGAACAAUACUUCGAACGAACAGAUUAUGAUCAAAUGGACAAAGAAAUCGAAGAGGAAGUGUUAAGUUUCGUUGCAAAACUCGGCGGAAAAAAGCCAUAUGCAGAAUUAUAA
Adineta ricciae is the source of this 933-nucleotide messenger RNA. The record is from the annotation of a GenBank genome assembly. Lineage: Eukaryota; Metazoa; Rotifera; Eurotatoria; Adinetida; Adinetidae.